AUGUUCAUAUGCAUUAUUCUCAAUCACCCUACCAGCCACCUAGAAGAGGGAUCCCUCCGGGAAUGCCUGUGGGACCUUAGACAACACCGCGGAACCAUCGGCAUGAGCUUUUUCAUCCGUCGGCUGCAAGAGGAAUGCCAGGAGAUACGGUCUCAACUCUACAGUACAUUCGUGGACCUGAUGAAAGCCUUUGAUACCGUGAAUCGCGAUUUUUAA
Dibothriocephalus latus is the source of this 216-nucleotide messenger RNA. NCBI's taxonomy places the organism in Eukaryota, Metazoa, Platyhelminthes, Cestoda, Diphyllobothriidea, Diphyllobothriidae. The record is from the annotation of a GenBank genome assembly.